Messenger RNA from Linum tenue, 330 nucleotides. Lineage: Eukaryota; Viridiplantae; Streptophyta; Magnoliopsida; Malpighiales; Linaceae. The record is from the annotation of a GenBank genome assembly.
AACCGCUACUUGCUCCACCUCGACCCCUCCGCCACGCCGGCCGAGCGGGAACGGCUGGCCCUGGCCGUCGAAUCGGUCCCCGUUUUCCGGGCUUCCCAGAAUGUAGAUGUGAUUGGGAAGCCGGAUUUUGCAUACCGGCGAGGGUCGUCGCCGGUUGCGGCUACUUUACACGGCGCGUCUCUGUUGCUGAAGUUGUCCAAGAAUUGGGAUUGGUUUGUUCGCCUGGGAGCUGCUGAUUACCCUCUUGUUACCCAAGAUGAUCUGCUCCAGAUUUUCUUCUACUUGCCCAAGGGUCUCAAUUUCGUGAGUCACAGUAAUUACAUUGGCAUG